Molecule: messenger RNA, 1737 nt
Organism: Fonsecaea erecta
Lineage: Eukaryota; Fungi; Ascomycota; Eurotiomycetes; Chaetothyriales; Herpotrichiellaceae
Exons: 1
Coding region: 1-1737 (578 amino acids)
Biological process (GO): proteolysis
Molecular function (GO): metallocarboxypeptidase activity; zinc ion binding
Source: RefSeq, a predicted model, not a curated record
AUGGCUCCUUUUCUCCACUGCGUAUUGGUCUUGUCUGCUCUUAUCACUGCCACCAUCUCCGUCCCGACAAGCGAGUUCUACUCUCAUACCUCCCCCCAGAACACAGUUGGCUUUGUCCCCCGAGAGAGGUCGAGAGGGUCAUUUCGCAGGCUUCGAGAUGCCAUCAUCGAACGAAUAUGGUCUAUUCCGAGCAGAUAUUCCCUCAAAUCCUCGUCUAUAUCCGGCGCUCCCAGGGCGCCAGAAAACUUCCGCGCUCGCUACGGCGGCGAUGUCGUCCUCCGGUUCCAAGUCAAGAGCGACGAUGAGGCGAAGGCGAUUUCCGAGGCGGCAGAUAUCUUAUACUUGGACAUUUGGGAGGCAACCAAUGAAUGGAUCGAUAUACGUGUAGCGAAAGAGGUGGUACCCUCCUUCGUUGGUCUUCUGCCAACAUCCCUACACAAUUCUUACAUUCCCUUGAUGCACGAUCUGGCCCGCGCUGUCUACGAUACAUAUCCCGAAUCAACUCUCGCCAACGAGAAGAUCUCGAGCCUCACGACCCUACAUGACUGGAGAGUGAAGGGCAACACACCGCAUGAUCUAUUCUUUCAGGACUAUCAGCCGCUGUCGGUUCUAUAUCCCUGGCUACGGCUGCUUGCCUCGCUCUUCCCAACGCACGCGUCACUGAUGAGUAUCGGCAAAUCGGCCGAGGGUCGCGACAUCCCUGCGUUGCGCAUUGGAGCGCAAGUGGACGGAAGCACGACAGACCCGCAUGACUCCAGACACACACUGCUGAUAGUGGGCGGGAGCCAUGCUCGCGAAUGGAUCUCGGUCUCAACAGUGGCAUAUAUCGCGUACAGCCUCGUCACACGAUAUGGCCAUAUCCAGUUUCCCGAGGUCACAAAGAUUCUCGAUCGUUUUGACUUGGUUUUCGUGCCCGUCCUGAACCCCGAUGGGUACGAGUAUACCUGGACGUCUGACAGAUUGUGGCGCAAAAACCGGCAAGCCACGUCUAUUCCGUUCUGCCCUGGUAUCGACCUCGACCGUGCCUUUCGAUACGAAUGGGACGGUUACGGGAACACAGACAACGCUUGUAGCGACGAUUAUGCGGGCCCCGGACCAUUGGCUGCUGUGGAAGCACAAAUGUUGACCAGCUGGGCUCGAAACUUGACAACAAAUGAGAAUGUCACGUUUGUGUCAUAUCUAGACUUCCACGCAUACUCUCAGCAAGUACUCUACCCGUACAGCUAUACUUGCGACGUAGCACCACCAAAUCUUGAAGAUCUAGAAGAGGUUGCUCUUGGAAUAGCGAAGUCUUUCCGGUUGACCAACGGACACCAUUACGGAGUCGAAAGCGCCUGUCAAGGUAGCAUGGUUUUCCAGGAUCGAGAAAGAAAACCGCGGGUUCAGCUGGAGCCACAAGGGGGCUCAGCCCUAGACUUCUUCUACCAUGACCUGGAUGUGAAGCUUUCUUUCCAAAUCAAACUCAGAGACACUGGAACAUACGGGUUUUUGCUGCCGAGGUCACACAUUCUUCCCACGGGCCAAGAAGCUUAUGAGGGUGUGGUUGGCCUAGGACGAUGGAUGUUGGGCAAUCACGGCAUUGAGCGAAUCGAGGAUUUGCACUCGGUAUGGGGGAGUGAAGAUUUGACCGGUCAGAGGGCUGGAACCUUUCAAGACUCUCAGAUGCCAGUCGCACAUGAGGAAGAGGAUGACGACCUUGACGAGAAUGAUUUUGAACUCAGGCGGCGGCGUCGAUAA